CUCUAUUUCUUGUAAGCACUAACAGCAGCAUACAUUCACCAACAACGCCACUGCCUCUGCAAAUCCCACUACAGGCAACCCAGCUGACGCACUUCUUCUCUGCGUUAUGCUCUUCGGAUUUGCUGCUUACUUAGCAAACUGAGGGAUAUGAUCCGGCCCUUCUGCAUAUUUCCCUGGGACACUUGACUGGUUUUAAUCGCAAACUCGGAAUAGCACUUGGAAAUCGCCCAACCCACCCCGCCAUUCCACCCCCAGCGCAAGCUGAGACAAGAACUCAACAACGUGAGAGCAAGGCUCACACAACAUUUCCUCCUUCACAGUCCUCCAAAAUGUCCGAAAUAGACCCCUUAGUCCUCGCCUACUCCCACCUCCACCACCUUCCCCAGCCCUCCUCCGCCCUCCACCUCCUCAAAAAGAUCGCUUCCCUCGUGAAACCGCUUAUGCGCGCCCGCGGCUGGCGCGUCCGCGAGCUGGGCGAGUUCUACCCGGAGCAAGACAACCUCCUGGGACUGAACAUCAACCGCGGCGCCAAGAUCCUUCUCCGUCUUCGCUACCCCUCCGACAAGUCCCUAUUCCUGCCCAUCGAGCAGGUCGCAGACACGAUGCUGCACGAGCUAGCACAUAUCGUUCACGGCCCGCACGACGGCAAGUUCCAUGCGCUGUGGAAUCAGCUGAGGGAUGAGCAUGAGGGGUUGGCGAUGAAGGGCUAUACAGGGGAGGGGUUCUUAUCGGAGGGACGACGGCUGGGGGGUGGUUCUUUUAACAGAGGACAGAUUCCGAUGCAUGAAGCAAAACGGUUGGCGAGGGAGCAGGCCGAGAAGAGAAAGGUGCAAACAACACCAAGUGCCGGGUCGGGACAGAGGCUGGGAGGCACGAGACCUAGGCCGGGUGAGGAUAUAAGGAGGGUGAUUGUUGAUGCGGUGGAGAGGAGGAACAAGACUUUAAAGGGCUGUGGAGUGAAGGAUACGGGCGACGAAGGGCUGGCUGAGCAGGAAAUUCGUAGGAUUGAGGAGCAGGCGACUAGGAAUGGCUUUCGCUCCAAGGCAGAAGAGGAUGAGGCGAACGAGGCGGCGAUUGCGCAGGCGCUGUGGGAACUGGUGCAGGAGGAUGAGAAGAAGAAGUUUGGAAGUGGUUAUGUGGAGCCGAGUAGGGAGUUUCCGGCAGGGAGUCAGGGGGGUUUCCUACAGAAUGAAGAGAAGGGCAGGGGGUUGGCAACGUCGUCUUCGUCUGCAAAACCACCGCCGAUCCCUUACCAUACUAAACCAACAACUAGGCCUACUGUCUCUUCUUCUUCUCCUCCAGCACCCCUCGCAGCAGAACCAUUCAACGAACCCUCGACAGGCUGGGUCUGCAAUAUCUGCACCCUCCACAACCCCGACACAUUCCUCUGUUGCGACGCCUGCGGUACCGAACGCUCACCUCAAGCUUCCACCACCACUGCCCCCGAUCCCAGAAAGAAGACCCCAGGCACCAAAUCCAGUUCUAGUUCCAGAUCCGCUGGAAAGCGUCCAAGCAGCUCGGUGGUCGACCUGACCAAAUCCCCGCCCUCCAUUCGUACACGGCCGUCAUCAAGCUCUCAUGGGUCUAGGUCACAUUCAAACUCCCGAACGGUAUCAGGAACAGGACCGAGCAAAGACAGAGACAAAGCAAAAUCCAUCCUCCAAGCUCAAGCCGAAGCCGAAGCCGCUCGCCGUAAAUUGCUCCGCGAGACGUGGCAGUGCUCGUUCUGCGGACAGAGGAUGGAGAAGCAGUGGUGGACUUGCUCUACGUGCGGGAAGAUGAAGGAUAGUUCCAGAUGAUUAAUGACGGGUAGGUAUGGUAGGGUAUGGGUAACGAUGUCAUGAUUGAUUAUGUGCAUUUGACGGCUGAGUAAUGGAUCACAAUAAAAUAACGCAAGAUAGGUUGUGAGG
Messenger RNA from Neurospora hispaniola, 1910 nucleotides. RefSeq names its product WLM domain-containing protein. The transcript has a single exon. Gene Ontology annotation, cellular component: nucleus. Gene Ontology annotation, biological process: DNA repair. The record is from RefSeq and is a predicted model, not a curated record. Lineage: Eukaryota; Fungi; Ascomycota; Sordariomycetes; Sordariales; Sordariaceae. Gene Ontology annotation, molecular function: metallopeptidase activity. The coding region runs from base 330 to 1799 and encodes 489 amino acids.